AUGGAAAUUAAGAAUAACCAUACUUUCACAAAACAUAGUAAAAGCUUUAACAAUAAGACUAAGAAUAGUAAUCGUAGACAUAAUAAGAAAUUUACAAUCCAGAAACCACAAUAUCCUGGAAACGUAAUUAUUAGCCCAGGUAGUAGAUUUAUUGACAGUGCUAGUAAUAAAAAAGACAAAAAUGUGAAAAAUUAUAGUGAUAAAAUGGGUGAAUCUUCAAAUAAUUACAAGAUGUUCACUUCUAAUCAAACCAAUUCCAAAAGAAAUUACAAGCUUAUUAAUAACAAUAAACAUUCAUACAAGCACAUAAGACAAUUAAAAAAUAAUGAAAACGCCGGCAAUAAUAGAAAUAUUUUAUCAACAAAUAUUGAUAAAUCCGCAAAGAUACCUACAGACUUAACUCAACAAUUGUUAUAUUUGAGACAAAUUAAAUUUAAAUUAAAUGCUCCCUUCACCACUUUAAAGAAAAAGAAACAACCAUUAAAGGUAAGGUCUAAGACAAAACAGCAACAAAAGAAAGAAUUUAAAAAAAUAAGAAAUAGCAAUGUUUUUUUUUUAAUAAAAUCUGAGGAAGAAUUCAAAUUGUUAUAUAAUAAAUUCAAUUCUAACAAAACAUUGAACUUUAAGAAUUGCAAAAUAGAUUUCAUUAGACUUCACAAUAACGAUAUUGAUUGUUUUAUAAUACAAUUGUUUGAAUUUAAUUCCAUGGACUUUGCCAUGAUUAUGAUUUUUCUUUUUUAUACUUUAGCUAGGAAAACUAAUGAAAACUUAAACUUGCAUAUGGUAGUCCACCAAUCCACUAAAUUGCCACAAAUCGAUAUUAACAGUAAUACAGGGACUGAUGCAAAACUAAUUAUAAAAAAACAACUUAUAAAUUCAGGUAUGUAUCCGGGAUUCAUAGGAUAUAGAAUAAUUAGUCAUGGUAUUAAUUUUUUCAUGUUGAAAAUGAUCAAGCUAGUCAGCAAACAUUGGAAAUUUGAUGGAAAAACGGAUUUAAUCAGAAAUAAAUUGAAGAAAAAUCUUUAUGAACAAAUGAAGUUGAAUAGAAAUAAUGCUUUGCAAUUCAAAAUGGGUCAAAACUCCUUUUUAAAAGGUGUUAAUAGUUUAAAGAAUCCUAAUUCAUCAAAUAAACUUUUAAAAUAUUUUGAAAAACUCUCAAAGUAUAAUAUUGGUGUUAUUGCAGGUGGUUCUGGACUCAGCAGUUCGAAAAAGAAAGAUCAAUAUAUUACUACUAAUAUAAGUUUAAAAAGUAAUGAUAUUACUAGCGAAAAGAAACCAACAAAAACAAGUAUAAUUAAAAAUAUGAUUAUUUCUAACAAUAAUAAUAAUAAUAGUAAUAAUAAUAAUAAUAAUAAUAGUACUAGUAAUAUUGAUAUUAAUAGUAAUAGUAAUAAUAAUAAUACGAAAAUAACUACCUCAAAAUACAACUCAUCAAAGGCUACUAAUACAUCUACAAAUUAUAACGCUGAUAAUAUCAACAAAAAACCAGACGAGGAUAUCGUUUCAUUAUGUCUGCAAAUUAUUGAUAAAUCAAUUAGACAAUUGGAAUUCUUGGAAAAUUCAUCAUCGCCAUAUCAAAUCGUAAAAGUUUUUGUCAAAUUACCCCGCCCAAUAUACUCUUUGCCUAAUGAUAAAUUGACUAGCACCCUUUUGAAACCAAUUGGUGAUAAAACGAACUGUAAUAUUGUCAUUUUAAGUUACAUCAAUGUACACCAAUCACUGGAUUGGUUUAAUGACUUACAAUUACCAUUUAUAAACGAUUUAAAAGAACAACAUUGUAAGAUUAUAAAUAUUGGUGGGGUUGUGGGUAGUUGCAAACAAGCUUUAAAUAUGCUAAAAGAAGAUAUAAAAAGCAAAAUUAAGAAAUGA
Saccharomycodes ludwigii is the source of this 1869-nucleotide messenger RNA. It is a transcript of the gene SNU56, whose product is annotated as Snu56p. The record is from RefSeq and is a predicted model, not a curated record. Gene Ontology annotation, molecular function: mRNA binding. Gene Ontology annotation, biological process: mRNA splicing, via spliceosome. Bases 1 to 1869 code for a protein of 622 amino acids. The transcript has a single exon. Lineage: Eukaryota; Fungi; Ascomycota; Saccharomycetes; Saccharomycodales; Saccharomycodaceae.